This is a messenger RNA of Rotaria sp. Silwood1, 528 nucleotides long. The record is from the annotation of a GenBank genome assembly. Lineage: Eukaryota; Metazoa; Rotifera; Eurotatoria; Philodinida; Philodinidae.
AUGCCGUCUGAAACAGAUAAGAUAUCACCACUAGACGUCAAUGAGAAAAUCGCUCAAUCAUUACUUUAUCAUAAUUUGAAAAUAGUUCCCAUUAAGAAAUAUCUUCUUAUUCUUCUUACUAUACAAUGGCUUACAUGCAUUUUUAUUCUUGGUGUUGGAACUUAUUCAGUAUUUAUUAGAAAUGCAGUGGAUAUUUCAAGUGGAAUUCAAUCAUUGAUACCAAUACUUUUUUUAGCUAUCUAUUAUGUAUUUGGUCUUGUUGUUACAUAUCAAGAACAUCAAAUCGGAUUACUUAUCUUUACAUCAAUUGGAGUGAUUAUCUUCAUAGCAAUAUGCAUUUGGUUUGGUUAUAUUAUGUUAGUGAUUACUGCGUUAACUGUUGGUUUUGGUGUUACUAAUCAAGCAUAUGCAGUUCUCGCAGUUUUUGGGAUUCUCUUUGUAGUGGUGAUAUUUUUUAUGGUUACAUCUUUGAAAUUUUCUUACAAUUUGGCGAAAUUAAUCUCAACAAAUCAAUAUUCGACUGUCUAA